AUGUCAACCCGACACACUGGAAAGCUUCUUGUAUGCACCUUCCUCUCACGCUAUUUGGAAAGAUCUCCAGUUUCCUUGUAUUACACAAAAAUCAAAACUCUCUGGGAUCAAUAUGAUUCCCUUGUUGCUUCCACUGAGGUAUGCAUUUGUGGUGCUGGGAAAUCUUUACUCGAGCGCCUGGAACGUGACAGAGCUAUGAAAUUCCUCCAAGGCUUACAGGAUCGCUUCUCUAACUUAAGAAGCCAGAUCAUGUUGAUGGAUCCAUUUCCUACUGCAUUGAGAAUCUUCAACAUGGUGCAACAAGAAGAGGAACAACAAAAUAUCACUGUCAGACCUCUUCCAAAUAUUGAAUCUGCUGCCCUCAACAUCAACCGGCAUAAUCCACAGCCUGCUCGUCCAUCUCCGAGUCACAACAAACGUCCUCGACCAUAUUCCGACUACUGUAAUCGUCAUGGCCAUGUCCGUGACAAGUGCUAUCGUCUGCAUGGUUUCCCGUCAUCCUCUGCAACAAUGCCAGUUGAUGCUAACACUACAACUGUACCUUAG
This is a messenger RNA of Papaver somniferum (opium poppy), 546 nucleotides long. RefSeq lists its product as uncharacterized. The transcript is spliced from 2 exons. The record is from RefSeq and is a predicted model, not a curated record. Lineage: Eukaryota; Viridiplantae; Streptophyta; Magnoliopsida; Ranunculales; Papaveraceae. The coding region runs from base 1 to 546 and encodes 181 amino acids.